This is a messenger RNA of Diprion similis, 1342 nucleotides long. RefSeq names its product tubulin monoglutamylase TTLL4-like. The transcript has 2 exons. NCBI's taxonomy places the organism in Eukaryota, Metazoa, Arthropoda, Insecta, Hymenoptera, Diprionidae. Gene Ontology annotation, molecular function: tubulin-glutamic acid ligase activity; tubulin binding. Gene Ontology annotation, biological process: protein polyglutamylation; microtubule cytoskeleton organization. Gene Ontology annotation, cellular component: cilium. The coding region runs from base 28 to 1191 and encodes 387 amino acids. The record is from RefSeq and is a predicted model, not a curated record.
CAUCCUGAAGUAAUUAUAACCUGAUCGAUGAUGACAGACGUAGCAACAUGCACCAGCAGAUGUUGGAUAAUGCCGCGGUAUAUCCUUGAUAGCACCGAGUCGAAAAACCACAAGGACGACAAGUAUUUGUACGUCGAUAUCACAGAGCAAAAUAUGAUUCUCAAUCGGAAUUGGCAAAACGUUAAAAACUCUCCCUUGAGGUGCAGUCUCUUUCCGUACGUCGCGCCGUACGUUAAAUUUUGCACCUUUGAUGCGAAAAGAGGAAGUGAGAUGCCAGGAAGUGUCACGAAACACUUGAAGUUCAGUCUGGCGAAUCAACGGUCCAGCAACAUAGUGCGAAAAACUUUUCUCAGAUCGGGGUGUUCGUUGACAAAGAAAUUGUCGGACUGCUGUGGAAUAUGGGGAAAACAUUGCAACAAGCCACCUAGUCGGAGCAGUGAUCUCAAGAGAUUUCAGAAGGUGAACAGGAUUCCAGGGACGUUACAAUUAUCAUGCAAAGACAAACUGUGGAGACACGUUAAUGUUAUGGCGAGUAAGUUCGGAAAAGAGGCAUUUGGCUUUAUUCCCAAGACUUAUAUUCUGCCUGAAGAGAGUUGGCGGCUUCGUCAGGUCUGGGAGGAAAAUCGUGGCAAAAAAUGGAUCGUUAAGCCACCGAAAGCCGAUCGAGGAAACGGAAUACGCGUGGUGAACGAGUGGUGGGAGAUACCGAAAUAUCGUUCGAUGAUUGUCCAGCGAUACUUAUCGAAGACAAGAUUAAUUCGUGGCCAAAAGUUCGACAUAAGAUUGUACGUCUUGAUUACCAGCUUCAAUCCGCUCAGGAUAUAUCUUUACCGGGAUGGCUUGGUCCGUUUUGCUACGAUGAAGUACGUCGACGGUGGAAAUUACCUAAUAGAGAAAUGCAUGCACCUCACGAACACGAACAUAAACAGGACAAACGCUGCAUACAGAGUACCCUCGUCGGUAGAUUCGCAAUCUGGGCAUCUGUGGUCUCUGAAGACUCUCUGGAAGUUCUUGGAGAAGAGCGACGAUUCGGUCGACGUCAAGGGGAUAUGGAGCGAGAUGAAAGACAUAGUAGUGAAGACCCUUAUCUCCGGGGAACCAUCCGUCGAAAAAGUGCUCAAAGCUCAGAACCCAUCGCGAUUACAAGCCCUGGCUAUUGGAGGUAAACCGCGGUCCAUCCAUGAGCAAUGACACGCCUGUCGAGUCGAACGUCAAAGGAUCGUUGUUGAAGGAUGCCUUAAACAUGGCUGGUUAUCAGCUACCGAACACCUUGUCGGUCACCGAUAUUCAGAGCUUAUCGCGGAGCUAUCGACUCGGCCAAGUGUGUCACGAUUCCAGGAUC